AUGUCUGGGGCCAACAGCUCCAGCCUGACCCCAGGGUUCUUUAUCUUGAAUGGUGUUCCUGGGCUGGAAACUGCUCACAUCUGGAUCUCUCUUCCAUUCUUCUUCAUGUACAUCAUCGCUGUGGUGGGGAACUGUGGGCUCAUCUACCUCAUUGGCCAUGAGGAGGCACUGCAUCGGCCCAUGUACUAUUUCUUGGCCCUGUUGGCUUUCACAGAUGUCACCUUGUGCUCCACCACUGUACCCAAUAUGCUGUGCAUAUUCUGGUUUAACCUCAAGGAGAUUAAAUUUAAUGCCUGCCUCUUCCAGAUGUUUUUUGUACACAUGUUGACUGCGAUGGAAUCUGGGGUGCUCAUGCUCAUGGCGCUGGACCGCUACGUGGCCAUCUGCUACCCCUUACGCUAUGCCAUCAUCCUCACCAACCCUGUGAUUGCCAAGGCUGGUUUUGCCACCUUCUUGAGGAGUGUGAUGCUCAUCAUGCCAUUCACCUUCCUCACCAAGCGUCUGCCGUACUGCCAGGGCAAAGUCAUUCCUCACACCUACUGUGACCACAUGUCUGUGGCCAAGUUAUCCUGUGGCAAUUUCAAGAUCAAUGCUAUUUAUGGUCUCUUGGCAGCUCUCCUGAUUGGAGGCUUUGACAUGUUUUGCAUCUCAGUAUCUUACACAAUGAUCUUGCGAGCAGUGGUGAGUUUAUCGUCAGCAGAUGCUCGUCAUAAGGCCUUCAGCACCUGUACUUCCCACAUAUGUGCUAUUGUCAUCACAUAUGUUCCAGCCUUAUUCACUAUUUUUACUCACCGUUUUGGGGGGAAAAGCAUUCCCCACCAUGUCCAUAUCAUUAUUGCCAAUCUUUACUUGAUGUUGCCUCCUACCUUGAACCCCAUUGUUUAUGGAGUCAAGACUAAGCAGAUCCGGGAAGGAGUUAUCAAAUUAUUCCUUAGGGAGAAAGAUAUCUUAGCUAUGAAAUAG
Molecule: messenger RNA, 963 nt
Organism: Chrysochloris asiatica (Cape golden mole)
Lineage: Eukaryota; Metazoa; Chordata; Mammalia; Afrosoricida; Chrysochloridae
Product: olfactory receptor 52N2-like
Exons: 1
Coding region: 1-963 (320 amino acids)
Biological process (GO): G protein-coupled receptor signaling pathway
Cellular component (GO): membrane
Molecular function (GO): G protein-coupled receptor activity; olfactory receptor activity
Source: RefSeq, a predicted model, not a curated record